Anguilla rostrata (American eel) is the source of this 4463-nucleotide messenger RNA. It is a transcript of the gene mtcl3a, whose product is annotated as MTCL family member 3a. The record is from RefSeq and is a predicted model, not a curated record. NCBI's taxonomy places the organism in Eukaryota, Metazoa, Chordata, Actinopteri, Anguilliformes, Anguillidae. The transcript is spliced from 7 exons. Bases 832 to 3873 code for a protein of 1013 amino acids.
CUCGUUUUUGUACCAUAUUGAUAUGCAAUAUCUCUCUAUCUUGCGCGAUACAAUAGACUAAAAGUAAAUGCAUGAAAUUUGUUCUAAUUCAAAGCGAGAGAAACGAUAUGCAUGUAGUUCUGGCCUCGUAUAUAACAUCUGAUGUGCGUAUUAACCUGGUAUUAACAUAGAUGUAAUGAAGUAUAGCGAGACUGGUUUAAGCUUUAUUGCACUGUCUGGGUUAGAUCACUCAGCAUUUAGUCUCCAGUGUGAGAACAUUUUUUGCGCAUGCAGCUAUGUGCUACCAUCGAAAUGCAUUCAACCAACACAUCAUUUGAUGUUCUGUGUUUACUUUCCGAGUUGAGAGGUUUUAACGACGAGAUAUGGUGCACAGUUACAGAGAGUAAAAAUACUCUCACGUCUCUUACAUCACUUGAUGUAUUUUUGGGUACCUUGGACUGGGGGUAGUUACUAGGUGUCGUCUUUAGUCCAGGGCAUAAUAAUUGUCCCUCCAAAUUGAACGGUGGGCACUUGUAGCCUGUGCUGAAAAACGGCUAAUGCAAAGCUUCAUCAUUACCUGUGUUAUUCCAUGGAUUUAGACAGUGAAUUGUGAAUCAUGUGCGCGAAGCGAUAGAACCAAUUGCACCCCAACAUGACGGGCUGACCUUGUGUCGCGGUGGCAUGGGGGGGACAAAUGUGCCCGCUGCUAAAAGCGCAGCGGCGGCUUCAACGAGAGAACGAAGUGCAGGGGAAACUACCGGCUUGGGGUAAUUCCAAUGUGUCAAAUGAGAAGUGCGGCAAAACACCGAUCGAUAGAAGCUAUUAUUUGGAGUGAGUGCAUCCAGUUGAAAAAUGUGGAAUGCGUUUGGAAAUGGGUCAGGGUUGCAAGGAAGUGGAAGGUAUGUGAGUAAAGCACAGGGCUGGGAAUUUGUCCCGUGCUCGACCAGGUUUGAAAAUGAGAGGGGCAGAGGGAAAAGCCGUAGUCCGAUCAGGACUCUGUCGUCCCCAGCCUCAAUCGGUCCGUUUUACGAACAGCCGCUACCUGGACUUGGAGUGACAUCGGAGGCGGGGGCUCGACAGCAAGCCACCCUGCACGAGCUGCAGACUCAAAACACUCGGCUGAAAAAGAAAUUCGAAGACUUAAAGAAACGCCAUGUACAGGAUAAAGAUGAAUGGAUGAGGGAAAAAGAACUACUUUUGAGACAAGUUGCUGACAUACAAGGAGGGGAAAAUAGAAGGAUUCUGUUGGAUCUGAAAUCCGUUUUGGAGGACGUUCAGCUGGAGGUAAAGAAAGAAGAGACAAAGCGGAACGAUCUGCAGCUGCAGUACACAAAGGAUCGGUGCGCAUGGGAUUUAGAACGAGCAGAACUGAAAUGCCGUAUCGCGCAGCUUGAAGCGAGGGGAAGUAAGGUGGUUGUGGAGGCGCUGGUGACCCCUGACCCCCGAGAGACCCUGCAGAAGGAGCGGGAGGAGCAGAAGAGGCUGCUGGCUGAUACGCACACGGCGGCCAUGGAUUUGCGCUGCCGGCUGGAGCACAGCGAGAGGGGGUGGGUGCGGGAGAAAUCCGAGCUGCUGGAGCGCUUCGACGCAGAGAGGAAGGAGUGGGAGAGCCAGCUCAGGGAUAUGCAGAGGAAGAUCGAGGAGCUGUAUGAUGAGGUAAAGACCCGGAGGGAAGGGGUGGUUAUUGGACUGGAUGCUGGGAUGCAAGAUGGUGGUCUAAGACUCAGCUUACAGUCCACAAGCACUGCUUCCAGCAUCCUGACCGACCCUCCUGAUCUCCAUAGCUCCAGCAAUGGCUCCAGCAACCAACCAAAUCACCUCAGCAAUGGAGAAAAUGAUCAUCAUGGCAGCCACUACAGCGAGCCUCUUGAUCAGGAAAGCCAAGGUUAUGGUGCAGCUGCAGACCGAUGUGGUGUCAUUAGUCAGGACCCAGGCAUGGCAGAACUGGAGCUAAUCUUGCAGGGGUGUUUGAAGCAGGGAUUUGAGAAAACCCCAUUGCCCUCUGGGCAACAAGGCAUGACGGAACUGGAGCACAUCCUGCAGAGAUGUCUGGAACAUGGGUUUGAGAGCAGCCCCUCCCCAGCCGUGCACCAGGCCUACGUCAGCUCCCCCAGCAACUUCUUCUCCAGCAACGACAGAAAAAGGAACACCACUGAGCUCAACGCUGCUCUAAGGGAGAUCGCUAGAGUGAGUGAGGAGUUAUGCAGCUACCAGGAUGAAAUCAGAAAAAAGGCAGAGGACAAUUGGAGUGGAAUGGAGUCCUUGUCUUUUCUGGAGGAGUUUGAAGCGGUACAGAAUGUGAAAAACAUAGCCGGGAAUGUCGAUCCUCUCUUUGAUCUGAGCCAGUGGUGCAACCAGUUCCAGGUCCCGGAGGAACGGAACUGGGUCAACUGGGAGAGCACCAACCAGGAUCCCAACAAGGCAGAGCAGACCGAGCCCCCGAUCAGGAAGAGACAAGCCCCGCCCAUUCCUCCCCGUACCACUUCCUGGUAUCUCAGCAGCCCCUCAGCUCCCAAGCUAGAAUUUCCUGUCCCAGAAUCCUUCACUGACAAGAAGUGCCACAGCCCCAGUGUAGUUACAGAUAAGAAGUACCCUUCCGUGUUGAAGAAGUUUGGGGAGAUGCUGCAGGAGAAUGAGGGGUACACCCUGACAAAUUCUGGGGUUGUGGCUACUCCUGUGCCUAUGGAUUCCAAGUGCAACAUCGGCUGCUGCCACAGCAGCUGGUCCUGCAAUGGCAGCAGGUUCGGCAGCAGCAAGUCGUCCACGUACGUGCCUGUUCAGAAAUGCCAAUCAGAUGCCAAUGUUCAGGAAGCAGAGACAGACUGUAAACCAGAGAGCAUGCAAUCUGAUAAUCCAAAGUGCCCUGGGGGGCAGUUCCAGCCUGUGGACAAUGACAUUGACACACUGGAUUUUAGGGUCCCCUCCUCAGGUGUCCAACCUCCUUACCCAAAUGCAAAAGGCCCUCGGAGAAAUGCGACUCUGGAGCAGAAGACUGCAGAGUUUAACCGCACUCUGUUUCAAGUAGAGAUGGGUCAUGGGGUCGAGGACAGCAUAACACCUGCUGAAGUACCUGUGAGUGGCAGGGGUAGGUGCUCUCCCCAGCACUCUGAGAUCAAACUAAGGGAUGUGACCUCUGACCUCCCACCCCAGUAUCCAGAUUUUACACCCGAGGUCAAGACAUCUGACCUUUCAUCUGAAUACCCUGAGAUCAAACCCAAGGUCACAACCUCUGACCUCCCACUUCAAAAUCUAAAAGACAAGAAAUUGGAGGCCCCUGCUGUAGAGAGUAACCUCUCUGCUUUCACACAGUAUGUCCCGAGCAUGGUGCGGGCCAAGUCCCCAGGAGUAAGGACAGGGACCGCAGUAUGGCAGACGGAUAAAGUGAGAUCAGGGAGUUCUACCCGGGGACGUAGCAACAUUGGGUCAUGGGUUCUAAAAGACCAGCCCUGGAAACCCACCACUCUGGCUGCUUACCCACGACCUGCAGACUCCAGGUCCAAUUAUGGAGCUGUGGAGAAAAUUCUGAAGAGCUACGAGAGUUCUGAUGGGGUCCAGUGCUUUAUGCAGUGCCGUCCCAGUCCAACCCAGGAGGAUGACCUCAUUGAGCUGCUGGACAACCUAGAGGUCAAGCAGCGACUAUCCUCUAGAGAAACAACAAGCACCAGACCAGGCUUGCGCAGAGAGACAGUCAGUACCAUGCAGGAGAGCAGAGAAUCCUAUGUGUCUGUGAAGAAGAGCUUCUCGCGCCCUGCCUGUCCUGCCAACCGACGACUCCCAUCCCGAUGGGCCACCCGCUCCCCUACAGCGCCCUCUGCCCCCUCGACCCGCCCCUCAGUCACCAUUCAAACGCGGACUUUUUCCUACUCCAACCACAGAGAGACUGGGAUCAUUUGACCCUUGAGACAAGAGGUGACUGAAGUCCAUUCAAGACUAAAGGAGAGAUGCCUCUCCAGAUUCUUAACCAUGCCCUCCCCCCCUGUAAAUACCAAUCCAAGACUGUUAUUUCUACCCUGCUACAAAGUGCUUUUGCUGUGUGGUCUCUGCACAGCAACAUAUUUUUAGAAGAUGAUGCAUUACCUAAAGAAACUCUAAGCGCUGGCAUGGAGUCUCCAGUGUUUCCUUGGCCUCCUGUUCUUCUGUACCAAGCUCAGUCAUUACAUUCAACACCUUUUUCUUUUUCUUACAGUUUACUGAGUGAUCGCCGUGUUGUACUCCUGUUUAUCCAUCGUUCUGUGCAUGGCUCCCUGUUUGUGGGUGCACGUGUCUGUGUUUGAGUGUAUCAGACAUUAUAUAGGUCAUUGCUAUCGAUAAGUAGUAGUUAUACAUUUAUCUGCAACUUUAAUCAACAUGGUAAUUAUCUGAUGUCCUUAAGCUUCAUUAUAUUGAAUUAAGCCUUUUAAAUGUUACAGUAAUGUAGUGAACUGUUCUGGAAGUGAUGGCUUUACUGUGCUUUUCUGAUAAUAAAUAUUGCAAUGUAUUUAACA